Peronospora matthiolae is the source of this 201-nucleotide messenger RNA. The record is from the annotation of a GenBank genome assembly. NCBI's taxonomy places the organism in Eukaryota, Oomycota, Peronosporomycetes, Peronosporales, Peronosporaceae.
AUGUCUGAUGACGAAGAAGAUGCAAGCGUCUACGAUCAAGAUGACGACUCGACGCCUCCAACAUUUUGGCGUGCCAGUGCAAACGCAGUGGAAGCAACGGACCUAGCAGAACCUGUGACUUUUCAAGACGCGAUCAAUGGUCCUGAUCAAGCUCACUGGCGAAAUGCUGUGAAGGCGGAACUCAAGUGCAUGGUGAAAUAA